GAACUCGAAUGUCUCAUAACUGAUGACGUGGAGCACACAGGCUGUCAAUAACUGCGCCAUUGAAAGGUGAUCGUGAAUUACAAAAAUAGAUUAUCUCAAGAAAUUUGAAGGAAACGUUGAACCUGGAGAAAGAUGAGUGAGACAGAAGUUCUAACCACGCUGAAAAUCCUUAUCAUCGGCGAGAGUGGUGUGGGAAAAUCCAGUUUACUGCUGAGGUUUACAGAUGAUACUUUUGAUCCUGAACAGGCUGCCACAAUAGGGGUGGAUUUCAAAGUGAAAACUUUGCAGGUUGAUGGAAAUAAGGCCAAACUUGCAAUAUGGGACACAGCAGGUCAAGAGAGAUUCCGAACUUUGACACCAAGUUAUUACAGGGGAGCCCAGGGAGCCAUUCUAGUGUAUGACGUAACAAAUCGAGCUUCUUUCCAAAAACUGGACGUUUGGUUAAAUGAACUGGAGACCUUCUCAACUAAACACGACCUGAUUAAGAUGUUAGUGGGCAACAAAAUAGAUCAGGAGAAUCGUGAAGUGAGUAAGGAAGACGGACUGAAAUUUGCCAGAAAACACCACAUGCUAUUUAUAGAAGCCAGUGCUAAAACACGGGAGGGAGUACAGUGUGCAUUUGAGGAACUGGUGGAAAAGAUAAUUCAGACCCCAGGACUGUGGGAGACCAGUAAUCGAGGGAUCGACGUAUCCCAGGGAGGAGGACAGACAGCCUCGGCGUGUCAGGGAUACUGUUCUGUCAUCUGAUUGGCUGUCAGCGGUCACAUGACACACGAGUGGUUGUGUCCAGAUCUUACAAAGUCUUUCACUUUUAUCGUCAGAGCUGAGAAUUAACAAGGGCAGGCGGAAAUUGUUUUUUUUUUUUUUAGCUCUUGUUAAGAUUUAAAGUUUUAUGGUUAAAUCUCUCCCUGUGAUUUAGGAAGACAAUGAAUUUACAGCUCUGUUACUUAUAUAUCCAGUACUGCAUCGCGAUGUAAUGGUGAAUUGUUACUUAUAUAUGCAGUACUGCAUUGUGUGAUGUACUGGUAAAUUGUGUGCAUGAAUUUAGUGAGAACCAGCCAGUAAAUUGAA
Saccostrea cuccullata (small rock oyster) is the source of this 1071-nucleotide messenger RNA. RefSeq names its product ras-related protein Rab-18A-like. Lineage: Eukaryota; Metazoa; Mollusca; Bivalvia; Ostreida; Ostreidae. Gene Ontology annotation, molecular function: GTPase activity; GTP binding. The transcript has 7 exons. The record is from RefSeq and is a predicted model, not a curated record. Gene Ontology annotation, biological process: vesicle-mediated transport. The coding region runs from base 133 to 747 and encodes 204 amino acids.